Toxotes jaculatrix (banded archerfish) is the source of this 4550-nucleotide messenger RNA. It is a transcript of the gene phf1, whose product is annotated as PHD finger protein 1. Gene Ontology annotation, biological process: chromatin organization; regulation of DNA-templated transcription. The record is from RefSeq and is a predicted model, not a curated record. Gene Ontology annotation, molecular function: DNA binding; chromatin binding. Gene Ontology annotation, cellular component: nucleus. Lineage: Eukaryota; Metazoa; Chordata; Actinopteri; Toxotidae. Bases 435 to 2177 code for a protein of 580 amino acids. The transcript has 15 exons.
GAUGAUGGCGUCUCUGGCGGCUUGAUUCCGGUGCUGCUCUGACAAACCCGCUUUAAUAGCAUCAAUAGGUGGUGGCGGAGAGGGGGCGGGGGGGGAGGGGGGGGGAGAGAGACGAAAAGCGACGGGAACAUGACGAAACGGCAUCGCGGAGGACGGACAAACUAGGCUGAGAGACGGACGGACAGUCAGUCGCCUUGCCCCCCUCCCCUCCUCCUCCUCCUCCUCCUCCUCGCUGACGGCUUGACUGACACAUACAGGCGCUUGGCACAGACAGGGACAUACAUGCACAUCAUCCACUUUUUGCAAACACGCAGGCUGCGCAUCCGAGCGGGCAGUAAUUGGGCAGCGGAGAUCCACAGCAGAUGAGGGCAUUUCAUGUCCAGCCUGCCCAGGAAUCACUGUGACCCCGACGGAAAGGAGUUCUACUUGACAGGAUGGGGGGAGUAAGUGAAGGAGAUGAUGUGUUGGCUCGAUGGAGUGAUGGACUACUGUACCUCGGAAAUGUGAAAAGAGUAGAUGGAGUCAAGCAAUGUUGUCUGGUGAGAUUUGAGGACAACUCCGAGUUCUGGGUACUGAGAAAGGACAUUCACUCAUUCUCUGCUGGAGUGGAAGAAGUUUGCUGUAUUUGUGACGCUCCGCCUCUUAAAGAACCCCUCAUAAACUGUCUUAAAUGUCGCCACGGUUAUCAUCCAGAGUGCCACACGCCAACCAUUGAACCGGAAGCUGACAGCGAUUCGUGGAUAUGUCGGCAAUGUGUCUUUGCAGUCGCAACCAAGAGAGGCGGGGCCCUCAAACGGGGACGCUUCGCCCGGCUCAUGCAGUUUAUGAAACUCCGACUCCCGUACCAGCUGUCGUCUUUAGACUGGGACCCGCAGCAUCUUACCAAUCAGCAGCAGUGUUACUGCUACUGUGCCGGACCUGGAGAGUGGAACCUAAAGAUGUUGCAGUGUGGAAGCUGUGGUCAGUGGUUCCACGAGGCCUGCACGCAGUGUCUAACCAAGCCGUUGCUGUAUGGGGACAGGUUUUAUCAGUUCCAGUGCUCUGUUUGUACAAAGGGACCAGAGACCAUCCAAAGACUACCCAUGACCUGGGUGGAUUUGGCUCACUUAGUGCUCUACCAUCUCUCGCUGUGCUGCAAGAGGAAGUACUUUGAUUUUGACCAUGAAAUCCUGUCCUUCACCAAUGAGAAUUGGGACUCGUUGCUCCUAGGCGCGCUCUCUGACACGCCAAAGCAGGACCGCUGUCACAAUCUCCUCAACGCUCUGAACUCCCACAAGGACAGGUUUGUCUCUGGAAAGGAGAUCAAGAAGAAGAAGUGUCUUUUUGGGCUUCAGGUCCGAGCCCCACCUCCGCUGACGUCCGAUUCGUCUCCCCUCAUCACCGACCCACCUAUCAACAUCACACACCGGAGAAGCCCGCUGUCACUACCCUGCCAGAGGAGAGUGGGGGGGCCAGAGUCACGUAAAUCAAAGCGUCGCAUCAUAGAGACACAGGCUUGUCCACCCCCAGUAGCUGCCAACCCCAUUGAGCUGCUGCCAUGUUGCCAUGGUUACACGGGAGGGGCCAGCCUUUACAACUCCAGGAAGUCAGAGGAGGAGCUUAACUUGAGCUCUCCUCCCAAACGGAUGUAUGCCCUGUACCACACCACGUACAAUGGAAAUACUUCACUCUCCAGGAGUCUCCAUCACUACAACAGUGUGGAGGACACCUGCAGGUUACCACCACCUUGCUUCCCGUACCCCCUCAAUUCCAAUGGCAGCCAUCACCACCACCACCUCCACCAGCACCAUCACAGUCACCAACACAGCCACCAACACAGCCACCAACACAGCCACCAACACAACCACCAACACAGCCACCAACACAACCACCAACACAACCACCAACACCAGCCGGGGCAGAAGCAGCUGGAGCCUCUCAUCCUACGUGAUCUGCCACCUUACCAGACUGGCAUGGGCGGAGGGGGUGGCAUAGGCGGAGGUGGAGGCGGAGGGGGAGGUGGAGGGGGAGGUGGAGGAGGCGGAGGCGGAGGCGGCGGCGGAGGAGUUGGAGGGGGCAGCGGGACAGUGGCCAGGAGCUGGGGUGGAGGGGAGGCCGUGAGGAUCUUGGCGAGACGCGUCACACCAGACGGGAAGGUUCAGUACCUCGUGGAGUGGGAGAACGUGAGUUUGUACUGAGACCAAGGGAGUAAACACGAGACGCAAUGACUGUUCUGCAGUUGCCACAGGAAUACUGCGUAUGUAAUAUGUGGCAGUGUUUAAAGUACAAACAAAACAAAAAGGAAAAAAAAAUCCCUACACGUUGCAAAAUCCAGGUUGCUCUCAUAGUAUCACCUCUAUUCUACAUCAUUAUAACCUCACUACUCGUUACUAAAUGUCCCUCUUUGCUAGUGUUUCUCUGAUAUUUGUACUGUUAACUUUGGAAUAUGCCUUUGCAUUUAUCAUGUUUUACAGUGAUGAGAAAGUAUUUAAACCUCCUGACGAUCUGUCGGUGCGUGAGCCACAUCAAAAACAUUUCUUUAACUCUCUCUUUUAAGUUACCAGAAAUAAAAUGGCAAACUUCCACUGCUGGUCAUGCAGACAGCGUGCUGUGAAUUUAUAGGAAUAAUUUGAUAUUUUGUGAAAUGUUCUUAUUUGCUUUGUAAUUAGGAUAAGAUACCACUCUUAUGUAUGUACAGUAAAUAUAAAGAUAGGGCCAAGAGACAGCUUGGCAUAAAGACUGAAUGCAGGGGAAACAACUAGCCUGGUUCUGUGCAAAGGUUAAAAGAAAAAAGAAUCCACUUACCACUGCCUCUGAAGUGUUGUUUGUUUAAUUUGUACAAAAACCAAAGUAAAAAUGACAAGUUGUGGUUUUAUAAGUUCUGUGCUGGUAAAGUAAGUAAGUCACUGUGGCUGACCUCCGAUUCAGUGCACAGACAUGAGAAAGCAAAUAAGCGUAUUUACCAAAAUGUGGAACAGGUCCUUUAAGAAGAAACACAAAAUAGAGUUUUAAAAACAGGACAAAAGCAUUUUAAAAAUGAGUUCAUUUAAAAUUCAUAGUGAUUUGUUGUAGAAAAUGCAUUAGAAUUUUGAAUAGUGUGACACAACAUGCAUUCAUUUGAUCUGUAAGCUUGGUGUAUGACAAAGUUUCCUUUUCCAACCAAAGUUAGUCCAAUAUUAGUCCAGACAUCUAGACAUCUAAAUGACCUGAGUCAAAUCCCCAGAUUAAUGCAUAGUGGGUAAUUUAAAUAAAGAGAUUCUUUUUAAAGGAAACUGAAUAAUUUAUAUUUAAAAACAAAAUUUGACAUUGAGCAAGCUGAACAACCAGAGGCCCGCACCAUACCUCCACCAGCCUUCACUUUGGUAACUGUUCAUUCAUCAGCUGAUGGUUAGUGUUCACGUGGAGUUAAGUGAGAAAAUUAGCCCAGAAAAUUAGCAGUGAUGAAUGGUCCGUCCUCAGCGAGAGGCACGAUGGCAGCUGGGUGGCGGCUACUGGCUGCUCAUGAAAAAGCAGCAGCCUUCUAUUGGCCAGGAAGAGACAGAGCAGUGCUGCCAGUCUUAUAUUUUUGGCCACAUAGAUGGAAGUUUAUACCAUAUCGCUUAAGGACACUCAGUGAGUGGCGGUGGUUUAUGGGUUUCACCUAGAUUCUCCCGGCCCUUUCAUCUACUUAGAUGCCAGCUUAUCUUACUUUGGCUCCAUAAACAACAAAUUCUCUGGAGGUUUUCAUAUUUUUUUUUCUCAUCGCAGUAUGUUAAUAAAGGAUUGUAUACAUGUUAUUACAGGUUACUUAUUUGUUAUGUUAGACUUUGUCAUACAUAAUUUACAUUUAGACUAUUAUAUGUAUUAGAAAUAGAAGCCACAAGAGGGCUUUUGUUUUAUAGAUAGAAUUAUAUAUUCACAAUAUAUUGCUAUGAUGGAACAACUUUAUUUUAUUUUUUUGACGUGGUUGCAUAGUGCCUAUAUGGGUUGUGUACCUGCCGAUUGGUCAGUCAGACGUCAGCUGAAAGAGGCCGUAUUGCUACUAAACAAGAGGACUGCUGUUUAUCAGUUACAACCACAUGGGUAAAUAACGACCAGUUAUGAUGUUGAAUAGUUUUUAAUCAGAACAGGACUGUGAUCUAACUGUACAUUCCAAACUAACAACAAAAAAAACUAAUAUAUAUAUGUUACUGAAACGUCUGUUUGAAAUCAUCAGAAUGGAAAUUAUUUUGGAAGAGUGCGUGUUGUUUUCUUUUUUUUUUUGAUGAGUGUUAAAUGUCAGAAAGAUCAGCUAAAGGUCCAGCCACUCUGCUGCUGUUGUUCAGUUUCUCGUCGCAGGGAGUUCAACCCUUGCGUUCAAAGUGACAGUACAGCUGAAGAAGACCCUGAUAGGCCCAACUCCUCAACUCAAACCCAUAAUAUCUUCCGGAGUCUAACAGUAUAAUUUGAAAGGUACAACAUAGCAACAUGGUAAAGGCCUGACUGAUCACAUCCCUUCUUCUCAGAUGUGUUUUUAGAGGCAAACGGGGCCCUGAAGUUGGAUUUUAUCUUUGUGCAAACUGCUUAAAUAAAUCUAGAAUACUGUGGUGCAA